AUGGCAUCUCACCUCUCCACCCAUACUGGGUCCUCCCUAGCAGAUUUGCCUAAAUCCAAUGUAUUCACAUCUAAAUUGCCCUCUGAUCCGGCUUUUGAGACUCCGGAAUCUUCUCAUGGAGCCCCCCGAGAAACAUUGGGGCCCCGCAUGGUGAAAGGCGCCCUGUUCACCUAUGUCCGACCGGAACGUACAGAGGCACCAGAGCUACUGGGCGUGAGUCCCAAGGCAAUGGAAGAUCUUGGAUUGAAGGCCGACGAGGCAAAAACCGCGCAAUUCCAAGCAUUAGUCUCCGGUAAUGAAAUCUGUUGGAAUGAGGAACAGGGGGGUAUCUACCCAUGGGCCCAAUGCUACGGAGUGGUUCGUGGGCUGGUCAACUUGGAGAUGGAGUAUGUCUAUAUUUCAUUCUCUUCUUCAAGACAAAUGCUAAUGAGCUAUGUGUAUAGCGUGCAAUUAGCCUUUUUGAAUGUACAAAUCCACAUUCGAAAACUCGGCGCAGGGAAGACGCCGUAUUCCCGAUUUGCGGAUGGGAAGGCAGUUCUUCGAUCGAGUAUUCGUGAAUAUAUCGUCUCUGAAGCUCUAAAUGCUCUUGGGAUCCCUACAACUCGUGCCCUAUCUCUGACUCUGCUGCACAAGUCCAAGGUUUUGCGGGAGCGUCCCGAGCCCGGUGCGAUUGUGGCUCGGUUUGCCGAGUCUUGGCUCCGAAUUGGAACUUUUGAUCUUCUCAGAGCCCGGGGCGAUCGUGACCUGAUUAGAAAACUUGCCACUUACACCGCGGAAGAUGUCUUUGGAGGAUGGGAGAAUCUUCCCGCCAUCGUAUCUGUCCGAGAAGGCCAGUCCGUCACAGAGAUCGAUCACCCCCGCAGAGGGAUACCUCGAGAUGAAACACAGGAGCACCAACAGGUUGAGGAAAAUCGAUUUGCUCGCCUCUAUCGUGAAAUUACUAGACGCAACGCAAAAACAGUGGCUGCCUGGCAGGCCUAUGGCUUCAUGAACGGCGUGCUGAACACCGAUAAUACCUCGAUUUACGGCCUUUCCCUUGAUUAUGGCCCAUUUGCAUUUAUGGAUAACUUUGAUCCCCAGUAUACUCCGAACCAUGACGACGGUAUGUUGCGGUACUCCUAUAAAAACCAGCCUAGCAUCAUCUGGUGGAAUCUAGUUCGACUGGGCGAGUCCCUAGGGGAACUGAUUGGCGCCGGGAAAAACGUGGAUGAUGAGACUUUCACUAAAGACGGCGUCACCGCGGAAAUGGAACCGGAUCUUAUCAAGCGCGCGGAAACCGUCAUUGAACGCACUGGCGAGGAGUUCAAGGCAGUCUUCCUGAACGAGUAUAAGCGACUAAUGUGCCAGAGACUCGGUCUGAAGAAGCAGCAAGAAUCUGACUUUCAGAGCCUCUUCUCCGAAAUGCUCGAUACAAUGGAAGCCCUGGAGCUAGAUUUCAACCACUUUUUCCGCCGACUCUCGGGACUGAGUCUGUCUGAACUGGAGACCGAAGAACAGCGGAUCGAAGCUGCAGCUAUUUUCUUCCAUGCAGAGGGGUUCGGGGGCAUCGGCUACACAGAUGCCUCGGCCAAGGAUCGAAUUGCGAAAUGGCUAGAGAUCUGGCGAGCUCGCGUGCUUGAGGACUGGGGAGACCAGGACGAUGAGCGACAAAGAGCCAUGAAGGCGGUUAAUCCAAACUUCGUUCCACGGGGAUGGAUUUUGGAUGAAGUAAUCGAGCGCGUGGAGCGCAAGGGAGACCGAGAGAUACUGGGACGGGUAAUGCAGAUGAGUCUGAACCCAUUCAAGGAUGAAUGGGAUAUUCUAAAGGAGGAGGAGGAGCGCUUCUGUGGCGGUGUCCCCAAGUACAAGAGGGCCAUGAUGUGUAGUUGCAGUUCAUGA
Molecule: messenger RNA, 1878 nt
Organism: Penicillium verhagenii
Lineage: Eukaryota; Fungi; Ascomycota; Eurotiomycetes; Eurotiales; Aspergillaceae
Exons: 5
Coding region: 1-1878 (625 amino acids)
Source: RefSeq, a predicted model, not a curated record